Messenger RNA from Nycticebus coucang (slow loris), 3158 nucleotides. It is a transcript of the gene ADARB1, whose product is annotated as adenosine deaminase RNA specific B1. Lineage: Eukaryota; Metazoa; Chordata; Mammalia; Primates; Lorisidae. Gene Ontology annotation, molecular function: double-stranded RNA adenosine deaminase activity; tRNA-specific adenosine deaminase activity; double-stranded RNA binding. Gene Ontology annotation, cellular component: nucleolus; cytoplasm. The transcript has 11 exons. The record is from RefSeq and is a predicted model, not a curated record. Gene Ontology annotation, biological process: adenosine to inosine editing; RNA processing. The coding region runs from base 692 to 2797 and encodes 701 amino acids.
CUCUCUGCAUACCACUGCUCUUUGCAGUGUAGGGAUACGAGGCAGGAUGGGGCAGGCUGUCCAAGGGCUGGGAGGGGGAAACAGAGGCCGCAGUUGGCACCCAGCAACCAGGAGCUGAGAUGGUGCCAGCUGUUGGCCCAGUGCCUCAGAGCUGCCUCACGUGUAGGUUAUUAGUAUCAGCGGGACAGCGUAUGUUAGUGUUUCUGCUUAAAGACACCAGUGUCGGCUGUUAGUCUAGUGCAGGGGUCCUCAAACUAUGGCCCGCGGGCCACAUGUGGCCUGCUGAGGACAUUGAUCCGGUCCUCCAGGUGUUUUUGCCACCACUGCCUGUCCUGCUACAGUGCGCGUGUGUGGAAUGUGUGCGCACUCUCCGACUCCCCUCCUCUCUGUCUCUCACUCCUCUUCUCAGUCGUGGGACUAACUGGUGCACACUUGCAUCGCUUGUUACGACUAGCAGUGACAAAUACGGAACCAGACAUUGACCAUCUCAUUAGCCAAAAGCAGACCGUUGGUCCCAUUGAAAUACUGAGAAGUCUUGCCACUGGGCCCGGAGGACAAUCUGCCCGGCCAGAGGUAUGGUCACUGUCUUAGUUCUGCUCACACUGAAGGAUCAGAGGAAAAAUAACAACGAAACAGACUUCAAGACAGAAACAAUCUUCGCCAGUCAAGAAACUCUCAAAAGUCUUUUGCCAUGGAUUUAGAAGAUGAAGAAAACAUGAGUUCCAGCAGCACCGACAUUAAGGAAAAUCGUAAUCUGGACAACAUGCCCCCCAAGGACGGCAGCACACCAGGGCCUGGUGAGGGCGCCCCGCUCUCCAAUGGAGGCAGCGGUGGCACCAGCAGGAAGCGGGCCCUGGAGGAGGGCAGCAAUGGCCACGCCAGGUACCGGCUGAAGAAAAGGAGGAGAGCUCCGGGGCCUGUCCUCCCCAAGAACGCCCUGAUGCAGCUGAAUGAGGUCAAGCCCGGACUGCAGUACACUCUGCUGUCGCAGACGGGGCCCGUGCACGCGCCUCUGUUUGUCAUGUCCGUGGAAGUGAACGGGCAGGUAUUUGAGGGCUCUGGCCCCACAAAGAAAAAGGCAAAACUUCAUGCUGCGGAGAAGGCCUUGCGGUCCUUCGUCCAGUUCCCCAACGCCUCUGAAGCCCACCUGGCAAUGGGGAGGACCCUGUCUGCCAACACGGACUUCACGUCCGACCAGGCCGACUUCCCCGACACGCUGUUCAAUGGCUUUGAGACCCCAGACAGGUCAGAACCACCCUUCUACGUGGGCUCCAAUGGGGACGACUCCUUCAGCUCCAGCGGGGACCUCAGCCUGUCGGCAUCCCCAGUGCCUGCCAGCCUCGCCCAGCCUCCUCUCCCUGUCAUGCCGCCAUUCCCACCCCCGAGUGGGAAGAACCCCGUGAUGAUCUUGAACGAGCUGCGCCCGGGGCUGAAGUAUGACUUCCUCUCUGAGAGCGGGGAGAGCCACGCCAAGAGCUUCGUCAUGUCUGUGGUGGUGGAUGGUCAGUUCUUUGAGGGCUCAGGGAGGAACAAGAAACUUGCCAAGGCCCGGGCUGCGCAGUCUGCCUUGGCAACGAUUUUUAAUUUGCACUUGGACCAAACGCCCUCCCGCCAGCCCAUCCCCAGUGAGGGCCUGCAGUUGCACCUGCCACAGGUGUUAGCUGAUGCUGUCUCACGCCUGGUUCUGGGUAAGUUCGGUGACCUGACCGACAACUUCUCCUCUCCUCAUGCUCGCAGAAAAGUGCUUGCUGGCGUCGUCAUGACAACAGGCACGGAUGUCAAAGAUGCCAAAGUGAUCAGUGUCUCCACGGGAACAAAAUGCAUUAAUGGCGAGUACAUGAGCGACCGCGGACUCGCACUCAAUGACUGCCAUGCGGAGAUAAUAUCUCGAAGGUCCUUGCUUAGAUUUCUGUACACACAACUUGAGCUUUACUUAAAUAGCAAAGAUGAUCAGAAAAGAUCCAUCUUUCAGAAAUCUGAGCGAGGAGGGUUUAAACUGAAGGAGAAUGUCCAGUUCCAUCUGUAUAUCAGCACCUCUCCCUGUGGAGAUGCCAGGAUUUUCUCACCACAUGAGCCCAUCCUGGAAGAACCAGCAGAUAGACAUCCAAAUCGUAAAGCAAGAGGUCAGCUUCGAACCAAAAUAGAAUCUGGCGAGGGGACAAUUCCAGUGCGGUCCAACGCGAGCAUCCAGACAUGGGACGGGGUGCUACAGGGGGAGAGGCUGCUCACCAUGUCCUGCAGCGACAAAAUAGCACGCUGGAACGUGGUGGGGAUCCAGGGCUCCCUGCUCAGCAUCUUUGUGGAGCCCAUCUACUUCUCCAGCAUCAUCCUGGGCAGCCUGUACCAUGGGGACCACCUCUCCAGGGCCAUGUACCAGCGUAUCUCCAACAUCGAGGACCUGCCGCCACUGUACAUGCUCAACAAGCCUCUGCUCAGCGGCAUCAGCAACGCAGAGGCACGGCAGCCAGGGAAGGCCCCCAACUUCAGCGUCAACUGGACAGUAGGCGACUCAGCCAUUGAGGUCGUCAAUGCCACCACAGGAAAGGAUGAGCUGGGCCGCGCGUCCCGUCUGUGCAAGCAUGCGCUGUACUGCCGCUGGGUACGCGUGCACGGCAAGGUCCCCCCCUACUUACUGCGCUCCAGGAUUACUAAACCCAACAUGUACCACGAGUCCAAACUUGCGGCAAAGGAGUACCAGGCCGCCAAGGCGCGUCUGUUCACAGCCUUCAUCAAGGCCGGGCUGGGUGCCUGGGUGGAGAAACCCACAGAGCAGGACCAGUUCUCUCUCACACCCUGACCUGAGCAGGCGCCUCGGGGGUGCCAAGGGCUGCAGAGUCUGGCAAUGUCCCCCAGAACUUCAUGUCUGAACUGGGGCAGGUGUACAGCCUGGGGAGGGCAUGGGGGACACGGGGGCUACCGGGUGUCCAGUGUCAUCCCGACAUCUCACGUCUGACCUGGGGCAGACGUGAGGGCGUCGGGGCCCAGCAUCCCCGCCUGGCGUCUCUGCUGCAGUGUUCCCCCUUUGACCUGCCCAGCAGCUGCUUCCCAUCGCAGUUUACAUUUAGAAAUUGAGUUCUACUGAGUAGGGCUUCCUUAAGUUUAGGGAAAUAGAAACUACUUUGUGUGAAAUUCUUGAAUAAAUAAUUUAUUCAGAGCUA